GUUCUUUUUAAGAUAUCUGUAUCUUCGAGUCAGUGAAACAGGGAGGGAAAAUGGGAAAGAAAAGAUCUGGUGGCUUGUACUUUGAAAUUAGACAGUUCAAGUUAUCUACUAAAACUCCAGAAGACUUAUUUAAAUUUUCUUUUUCUCUGUUAGUUUUAGCUAGAAAAAUUCAGAAGGCCCUAACACUAACUGUGGCUGUUUGUUGUGUUUACACUAUGUGGUGCUUAGGGGUUUUGGAUUUUUUUUAGAGGUGUAAUACAGUCAUUUAGCCAAGUCUUGUUCAUUUUCUCCUGCCAGUCACCUCUUGACUGAAGUUCUUUUCUGACUAGUAAUUUGACCUACCAGUUGACAAUUACAGAGUUCAUAUGACUAGGAAAUAUUGUUUACAGAGUUCUUUGAAAUGAUUGGGACGUCACUAGACAGCUGAUUUAUCAGCAGUAUACAGAAGCCCUAUCAGUUCUUAAACAAUAGUUUCAAUAGACAAUUUAAAAAGUUCAUGCCUUGGGUUUGUAUCAGAAAGAUGCAAAAGUGACUAAAACUACAGUACUACUGCAGUCAAAGCAAUGGGAGUUUUGUCAUUGACAUCAACUGAAGCAAGAUUUUCCAGUUUUACUACCUAACAAACCAUAAGGAGCUUUAACCACUGACUACUCAAACAUUGCUUACUUGGCAGCCUAUUUUUUCCUGCCUGUACAUUGCCGUUGAUGGCUAGUAUGGUCUGUUGAGCAAUUCCCAUGAUGAAACAAUACGAGGGUUGCUUUUAGCCUUGUUUAGAUGUACUUCAAAGCAUUUCACUUUUGACAUGAGAAGGCAAAAUGAUGGAGCUGGCCAUCAUUAAAUGUUGACACUGGAAAUACUAAUUAUGGGCAAUUCCACACACUGGAAUGGUGGGCUUCUCUGAACCCCUGGAAUUACAUUGGAAUCUGGAUUUGGAGCAUUCUAGGUAAGAAACAGAUGAAGGAAAACCAUGGCAGUACAAUAUUUUUAGGUUCUGUGGCAUCACACUGGCACAUUGAGAAGAAUCUUAUUUGCUUCUUUUGAAGACUGGAUUUGCAUUUUUAAAAGACUAGAGCACACACAAUGGGCCAAUGCCUGGUGAUUUUUGGAUCACUGUUAAAAUUGCUCCACUGUUGACUAAUACAUGGUCUUUAAAAACUAUCAGUGCUACCCAUGACUUUUGUGCCUGGCCCUACUGUAAUAAAUAUUAGCCUGAACAUCCAUUUUGUCUUGCCUGAAUGAUCAGAGAUUAGACUUGUGAACAAAAUGGAUUAGAAAGAAGCUAUUUGCCAUCAGCACACAAGCCUCCUUGGUUGCAAGACAAAUACAAGGGAAGGAGGACAGAGAAGAUUAACUUGGAAGUCACCCGGAGGUGGGUUACCAUCUGACAGCAGCAUGCUAAGAACAUUAUUGUGGACAGAUUACAUUAGGUAAAAUUAUCCACCAACGUAAGCAAAGUCAUUACACAAUGGAUCAACUCCUACACUAAAUAAGGAUCUGUCAGAGCCUAUUAAGAAAUACAGAACUUGAGGCUGGAGGAGGGAGUGAAGGUAGGAAGGAGGAGGAUAUUCAGUUGCCCAGCCGUUUUCCAGUUCUAUAUAUCCACUAAUUCUUGCACUGGUUCAUACAUUCCAAGGCUCUCCCUGUCUGCCCACCCCCACCCGACUAUUUUAGUAGUGGAAUGAAUUGCUGUUACACAUUCUCUGAAAGAGAAAGGACGAUCUAAAAAAAGCUGAGCUCCUCAGAGUAGCUGAAGAAUGACUGAUAACAAUGCCCCUGCGGCUAACCUCACCACAACAGAAGCAGCAGCUGCGGGGCCUACCACGCCACGCAAGGGGCCUCCCAAGUUCAAGCAAAGGCAAACAAGACAGUUCAAGAGCAAGCCCCCGAAGAAAGGAGUGAAAGGUUUUGGAGAUGAUAUCCCUGGAAUGGAAGGUCUCGGAACAGAUAUUACAGUGAUCUGCCCUUGGGAAGCUUUCAGCCAUUUGGAGCUUCACGAAUUGGCACAGUUUGGAAUCAUCUAAAUCACCAAGACCCCUGCUUAUGUACUUGGUGACAUACAGCACUCCAGAAUAGUGUUCUUCACCUGUAACACAUAUUUCCACCCUCCAUCCAAAACCUGGGCAUUUCACAGUACAGGUGGCUUUGUGGAUAUGGGUCAAUUCUGAACAACUGUCCUUUCAGGCUAACUUUACAAGCCAUUAGGAAGGCUGUUGAAAAUAUCCAACUGGCUCAUCAGCUAAGAAUUAGGACAGUUUCUAGAUGUUUUUCUGUGGAAUAGUAUGUGUUCUUUUUCUCUCUAAAAUUAUCCAUCUGUGAUCCAGGAUUCUUAUGUGUAUAUAUUUUUUUUACAAAAACAGCAAUAACUGACCUCACCCAUACCUCUUGUUUGGAUACUUUGUGAGCCUAUCUGCAUGGAUCCUCAAUCCUGGAUUUCUGUGCAAUUUAACUCUGUGUUAAUACCUAAUGUGGUAACUUUCCUAUGUAUACAUCCAAAAGACCACAAGAUUUAGAUGACAGUCCCAUGUAAUGAAUAGUCCAUCCUAAGAAUUGUAAAACUAACUACCCUUUUGUGCCAGGAAAAGACUUGAAGCUUGUGCAGUUCCAUGGGCAGUAAGCCAUAAAAGCAAUAGUUUGCUAGUGCAUAGUUAUUAUCUUAAUUAUAGGUUUAUCAGUGUAGUCAUUAAGUUCUGUUUGCUCCAUUAGAAAUAUAUAUCAUGCAUAAUUUAUUUCUUGUCAUAUCUUUCUUUCUUCCUGAGUAAAAUUGUAAUGAAAUUAGUUGCAGGGCACUAGGUUUCCUUGAGAAAGGGGAGCAGGAGAGGGUGCUUUCUUUCAUUUAAAGGCACUCGCAUUUACUGUUGCUUCACAUGCCUCAGACAUUGCAAAAUCAUAGAGCUGAGGCUCCCAUUUAGAAUUAAGCUCUACCUGGCCCAGGUAUCUUAUUUGCCCAUGACUGUUUCCCUUGGUGGUGGAUUUCACUGAUAAAUUUUAAUAAAGCAAAUGUGGAAGCUCUUGACUGAA
This is a messenger RNA of Varanus komodoensis (Komodo dragon), 3018 nucleotides long. It is a transcript of the gene PDE6H, whose product is annotated as phosphodiesterase 6H. Gene Ontology annotation, biological process: visual perception; positive regulation of epidermal growth factor receptor signaling pathway; positive regulation of G protein-coupled receptor signaling pathway. Bases 1755 to 2021 code for a protein of 88 amino acids. The transcript is spliced from 4 exons. Gene Ontology annotation, molecular function: 3',5'-cyclic-nucleotide phosphodiesterase activity; cGMP binding. The record is from RefSeq and is a predicted model, not a curated record. Gene Ontology annotation, cellular component: photoreceptor outer segment membrane. Lineage: Eukaryota; Metazoa; Chordata; Lepidosauria; Squamata; Varanidae.